Penicillium atrosanguineum is the source of this 738-nucleotide messenger RNA. Its product is annotated as uracil phosphoribosyltransferase. The transcript has 4 exons. The coding region runs from base 1 to 738 and encodes 245 amino acids. NCBI's taxonomy places the organism in Eukaryota, Fungi, Ascomycota, Eurotiomycetes, Eurotiales, Aspergillaceae. The record is from RefSeq and is a predicted model, not a curated record.
AUGGCUGGCAAAGAUCCCAUCCCAUCUCCUGCCCAGGGCGUGGGUCCCAUAUAUCGACCGGAUGGCGAGAAACCCACUGCGACGGUCUCCAAAGAGGUCUCUUACGAGAAUGUCCAUGUCCUCUCCCAGACACCACAGCUGAUUGCUCUCUUGACGAUGAUCCGCGACCAACGGACAACGCGUGCGGACUUCAUCUUUUACUCCAACCGAAUCAUUCGAUUGUUGGUAGAGGAGGGACUGAACCACCUUCCGGUAGUGGAACAGUCUGUAACGACCCCGGUCGGAAGGGCGUACUUGGGCGUGAAGUUUGAGGGCAAAAUCUGUGGUGUUUCUAUCAUGAGAGCCGGAGAGGCUAUGGAGCAGGGCCUACGAGAUUGUUGUCGGUCAGUUCGUAUUGGCAAGAUCCUGAUCCAGCGAGAUGAAGAAACUUGCAUGCCAAAGCUUUUCUACGAUAAGCUGCCCACUGACAUUGCUGACCGAUGGGUUCUCCUUCUGGACCCCAUGUUUGCUACGGGCGGUUCUGCUACACUAGCUGUCGAGGUAUUGAAGCAAAGGGGCGUGCCUGAGCACCGGAUCCUAUUCCUCAAUUUGAUUGCCAGCCCCUCUGGCGUGGCAGAAUUCGCCGAAAGGUUCCCUAAACUUCGGGUCGUGACGGCCUUCAUUGACCAGGGACUGGACGACAAAAAGUACAUCAUUCCCGGUCUGGGUGAUUUUGGUGACCGAUACUAUACAUUGUAG